AUGCUCGAGCCGCUACCUCUGCAUCAGCACGAUCCCGACGGUUGGGAUUCUUUUGCCUGCUGGACCGAAGUGACGCUUACCUAUACAAGUUGGAGAGUGGCAUCUUCUUCGUCUUUUCAAGCUUUUAAUUUUGGUUUGGUGCACGAGGAUGGCUCCACUCUUGCUCCAGUCGCUUGCGGCUGUCGCCGUGCUAGGUGCCACGGCGGCGCUCGGCGGGAACACGAGCAAGAACUCGGCCACCCUCUGGAACUCGGAACGACAGAGCAGGAACAACUCCCCAUUUUAGGCAGCGAGAGUGCCCUUGACACCGAAUAUGUGGAAAAAGUCUGCACUGCCAUGAAAGCUGACAAGGCGCCUUCCGAAAAAGCAGCCACACUCACUGCCUAUACCGAAAACACAGCACCGUAUGACAAGGUCCAAAAUGUUUCAUUUAUUUCCCUCUUCAAUCCCAAGGAGAAUGCCAAGGUGGACUGCGCUUACUUCAUCUGCCCAGCAGCAGAAGAAGACGCCGAUGAACCUAAAAAUCGAAAUGAUGAUGAGCCUCCAUCGGAGGACCCUGAGCCUGAGGCUACAACGGACAAGGACCUGAAGGCAAUUCUUUGCAUCACAACGCCGAGCGCCUUGGAGGCAAACAAGGCCCCAUACGAGCAAGCCCAGUGGGAUCGGAUCAGUGCUGCCGUCAACAGCAGCAAUGGCUCAGCGGCAGCGCCUACACUCCUUCUCCUCGCUGCUGCAGUACUUGGCGCCUAUUUUUUCUAA
Messenger RNA from Eimeria mitis, 759 nucleotides. RefSeq names its product SAG family member. Lineage: Eukaryota; Apicomplexa; Conoidasida; Eucoccidiorida; Eimeriidae. The record is from RefSeq and is a predicted model, not a curated record. Bases 1 to 759 code for a protein of 252 amino acids. The transcript is spliced from 5 exons.